This is a messenger RNA of Ctenocephalides felis (cat flea), 2361 nucleotides long. Its product is annotated as soluble guanylate cyclase 88E-like. Gene Ontology annotation, molecular function: heme binding; guanylate cyclase activity; oxygen sensor activity. Gene Ontology annotation, biological process: response to oxygen levels; cGMP biosynthetic process; nitric oxide-cGMP-mediated signaling. Lineage: Eukaryota; Metazoa; Arthropoda; Insecta; Siphonaptera; Pulicidae. Gene Ontology annotation, cellular component: guanylate cyclase complex, soluble. Bases 1 to 2361 code for a protein of 786 amino acids. The transcript is spliced from 12 exons. The record is from RefSeq and is a predicted model, not a curated record.
AUGUACGGAAUACUGUUAGAAAAUUUAGUGUCCUUCAUUAAAGAAGUUUACGGAGAAGACAAAUGGCAUGAAAUCCGACGUCAAGCUGGCAUCGAUGCCCCAGCAUUCAGUGUUCAUCAAGUUUAUCCGGAAAACUUACUGAACACGUUGGCUAAAAGAGCUCAACAGGUUUUAGGUUUGACCGAACGUGAGUUUAUGACCGCAAUGGGUGUUCAGUUUGUGAGUUUUGUGAGCCAAUAUGGAUAUGACAAAGUAUUAUCGGUUCUCGGAAGACAUAUGAGGGAUUUUUUGAAUGGUUUGGAUAAUUUGCACGAGUACUUGAAAUUUUCAUACCCCAAAAUGCAAGCACCAAGUUUUAUAUGUGAGAAUGAAACAAGGCAAGGUUUAACCUUGCAUUACAGAAGCAAACGGAGAGGUUUCGUGUAUUACACGAUGGGUCAAAUUAGAGAGGUGGCACGUCAUUUUUAUCACAAGGAAAUGGAAAUAAUAUUAGUACGAGAAGAAAUGCUAAUGGAUACGGUGCAUGUAACGUUUCAAUUAUCUUUCGACAAUCGAGCAUUUACACUGGCGUCAUUAGCAAUGACCCGCGAAGAAAAACAUCUACCAAUUAGUGCUGCAGUACUCUUUGAAAUUUUUCCAUUUUGUAUAGUUUUCGGUGCAGACAUGAUCAUAAGGAGUAUAGGCAAUUCUUUGAUGGUGAUUCUACCAAAUCUACUAGGAAAAAAAAUUACGUCAAGAUUUGAAUUAGUUCGACCUUUAAUCUCUUUUAAAUUUCAAACGAUUUUGAACCGGACAAAUAAUAUUUUUGAAUUAGUAACUCACGAGCCAGUUCAAGAGCAACCGGGUGAUACAAGAAUUGCAGAGUUUAAAAAUGAAGAAAGCGAUUUAAUGGAGGACAAAACUUUGAGACUGAAAGGACAAAUGAUUUACAUGGAAAAUUGGAGGAUGAUGAUGUACCUUGGCACUCCUGUAAUGCCAGAUUUAACUGCUUUGAUAUCCACUGGACUAUAUAUAAAUGAUCUCUCUAUGCAUGAUUUUAGCCGAGACUUAAUGUUGGCCGGAACUCAGCAAUCAGUCGAGCUGAAAUUGGCAUUGGAUCAGGAGCAACAAAAAAGUAAAAAACUUGAAGAAUCAAUGAGAAAGCUAGAUGAAGAAAUGCGCCGUACAGAUGAAUUGCUAUAUCAAAUGAUACCAAAACAAGUUGCAGAUCGACUAAGAACAGGGGAAAAUCCUAUUGAUACAUGUGAGAUGUUCGAUAGUGUGUCCAUAUUAUUUUCCGACGUAGUUACUUUUACUGAAAUUUGUAGCAGAAUAACGCCUAUGGAAGUGGUUUCCAUGUUAAAUGCAAUGUAUUCAAUAUUUGAUACAUUGACAGAAAAAAAUAAUGUUUAUAAAGUAGAAACAAUAGGAGACGCAUACAUGGUGGUAUCAGGUGCUCCGGAAAAGCAGGACAACCAUGCCGAAAAAGUUUGCAACAUGGCUUUGGACAUGGUUGAAGCAAUUACAGAUCUAAAAGAUCCUUCCACGGGAUCUCACUUGCAAAUACGCGUCGGCAUUCACUCGGGAGCAGUAGUUGCUGGUAUAGUCGGGCUGAAAAUGCCAAGGUAUUGUUUAUUCGGAGAUUCAGUAAAUACAGCGAGUAGAAUGGAAUCUACUAGUGUCGCUAUGAAAAUUCAUAUAUCACAAUCUACUAGGGUUUUAAUACCCCCAAAUUAUAAAGUUACCGAGCGAGGCGAUAUCACCGUCAAAGGAAAAGGAUCAAUGAAAACAUAUUGGUUAGAUAAGAAUGAAUUAAGAAAACCUCUAGGAAAUAUAAUGAUACAAGCGACACAGACAAGUACAAACACAAAUAUUUCACAAGACCAAGAAUAUCGGAUUGAUGAUCAUGUAACUGAGAAUUACCGAACGGAUUCAGGCCAUAGCAGAGGUAGUGAUUGCAGAAGUGUAUAUUCACCAGUAACAUUUCAAGAUGUAGAUUAUGUAAUUAAUUCACCAAACAGACGAGAUUCAAAUAAUUGUUGUCCAAGUGACAUAUUUGGUUCUUUAGUAUUUAAUUCACACGACAUAUCGGAUGUAAGUAGUGAUACUGUUUCUUGCCCUUCCACGCCGCCUGACCACAUUUUCCGCUUAUCAACUGCACCGGCGCACACCAUAAAUCACCAGUACACAUUGGAUGAAGACAUAUUAUAUUUAGGGUUACGUUCACCGCCUCCCACUGCUCCUGCGAUAAUGGACAAAGACGUCCGGCAAUCCGGCUCUCAUUCCAAAAUCGCCAUGGACACUAGAAAGCUUAAUGUACCACAGAAGAUGACGUAUUGCAAUUACAAAACUGCCAGAGCAAUCGAACAACGGAAAAGGUAG